AUGGCCGCCCCGUUCUCGUCCCCACUUCCUCCACUUCAGUCAACCCCGCACCGACAUCGGAAACGCGUCUCAGUUUCCAGACUUUCUUCCGAUACAAUCGCAUCUCUCCCCCCUUACAGGUCCAUUGCCUUAAGUCGUGACUCGUCAGAACAGCCGCCAGAUUAUCCGGAUAGCGCUGAAGAAGCAGACGAGGAGACAGACGACCAGGUCCCUCAGUUGCUUUCGCCACCCAUUUCGCCCCGACCGAGGCGGCGUAAACUCCUAAGAACUGUCUCACAGCCACGGACAGCUAAUUUCUACGGAAAUCCGUCGAGUCAAUCUGAUAUAUUUCUGGAUAGAAUACUUGAGCGAUCUGUUGCUGCGCUCGAGCUGAGUAACAGCUUGCUCCAGUCGUCUAUGUCCACACAAUCCUCUCUGAGUACUGUCUUCUCGCCGGAGCUGUCAUCACCAGAACAACUGCUCGAUUACCGUGCACGUCAAUUAACGGAUCGCAUACACAACAACCACGGGAUGCACGAGCGGUGGAUGGAUGACUUAGAUAUUCUCACACGAGACGUUGAAGCACUCCAUGACGAAGAGCCGCAUUAUAGUACAGGGGUGGGACGAGUAAAUGUGCCCGGACGUCUUAAAGUCCCGCAUGAUACGUCGGAUGCGGCAGUCAGCAGGAGUUUACCUUCUGCCUCUUGUUUACCACGAAAAUCGCGACGUCGAUCUUCCUUUGACCUGCGCAACCGCGGAACCUCAGACUGCGGACGACUGCGCCUAACUUCAGAUCAACGUGCAUUGUCGGCCCCGGCUCCUCGAGCGAUGACGCAGUAUGUUAACGCGAAUGCCGAUCUUGGAGACUUGCUCGAGUCUUCCUCCGACGUGUCAUCAAUCCUUCUCCCGUCCACGAACGGACUUCGGUCCUCUUCUACAGUGUCCAACUUCAGUUCUCCCUCAUUAACAACCCUUUCACCACCUCCUGCUUGUUCUUCCGCAUAUGCAUCUUUAGCUCGGCAAGCAAGUCGAUCCCCGUCCCGGUCUCCAAGCGCAUCUGGGUCGUCCAGCAGGACAUAUCGCCAGCGUUCUCGUUCUCGUUCCUCCAACCAACCACCAUCGCCGCAUUUGUUACCCCGUAUCAUCCCACCACCAAUUCUUGAGUUGCCAUCGCAAUCCGAUUCAUCGAGCUCUGAUAGUCCACAUCCCUCACGUACACUGGAGUCGCUGCGCAAGAUAUUAGACGAACAACCCCCAAUGUCUUCAGAAUCGAAAGAUGCAAAGGGUAAACACCCUGAGGGAAAGUCGUCUCGCCCACCCCCAGCUUUCUUGCCCCGGUCUCCGCCUGUCGGGCCGGUAUCAAGUACAUCUACGACGACGACGAGCAUCUCUCGACUUUACACGAAAGGAUCACACUCUACUUCCACCCGACCACGCUCCCCUCCACGUCAAUCGUCUCUUAAACAUCGGCCGCCUCCUUUGGACACUGUCCCAAGUGCAUCUACAACAAGUAUAUCAUCGCUGCGUAGUCCAGUAUCAAAAUUGUCGAGUACAACGUCCUCGGGUCGUUCAACGCCUCGGUCUGUUGCGUUUGGCCCAUUACCAGAACCGAUUCGGCCUGAAGGCGCUCCAAGUCGAUUUAAGGAACAGCGUGAAGCCAAGGCAAAAUCAAAAGCGCGCUCUCGAUCGGGUUCACGAAGUGGGAAGGACCGGAAAGGAAGCGGGAAAAAUUCGAGUGGAAAGGAGAAGGACGAGGAAAGUAGUUGGUGGACGACGUGGUUGACUGGUGGGAGUGCGUUGAGCAUGAGUGCGUCGAGGAAUGAGGAGCGAGUUGAGGAUCGGAUGGCGAGAUCGUGGGGACGGCCGGGUAUGGGAGUUGGGUUUGAUGAUUGGCCUGUCUAAAAUGGCUGAGAUCGAGGACGGAUUUAAUUAAAGAGGAAGGAGGUCUGCUGGCUGGACAUAAAUUUUGUGUCUUUAUGCACUGUAUGCAUGAAGGUAUAGCUUUUUCUGUUAAAAUUCAUCUUUAUCUGGACGAUAAUGAUUUGUUUUUGCUUUACGACGUGACAUGACCUAUCUCUCGUCCACUAUUCUCUAUUCCUGUUUCUUUCAUUAUUUGUAUCACUAUACUCCAUUACAUGUUUCUCUCACUCUUAUAUUCGAUUCUGUUUCUUGAUUUUCAGACUCUCUCUUUCGUCUGAUUCCUCUUUGUUUCUUGUCUCUGUCUCGAUAAAAACAUUCCUUUUGUUCAUUUUCUUUUUGGACGUUCAAUUCGAC
Messenger RNA from Fomitiporia mediterranea MF3/22, 2253 nucleotides. RefSeq lists its product as uncharacterized. The coding region runs from base 1 to 1881 and encodes 626 amino acids. The record is from RefSeq and is a predicted model, not a curated record. NCBI's taxonomy places the organism in Eukaryota, Fungi, Basidiomycota, Agaricomycetes, Hymenochaetales, Hymenochaetaceae. The transcript has 3 exons.